Molecule: messenger RNA, 591 nt
Organism: Zingiber officinale
Lineage: Eukaryota; Viridiplantae; Streptophyta; Magnoliopsida; Zingiberales; Zingiberaceae
Product: pentatricopeptide repeat-containing protein At3g22670, mitochondrial-like
Exons: 1
Coding region: 1-591 (196 amino acids)
Molecular function (GO): protein binding
Source: RefSeq, a predicted model, not a curated record
AUGACCAAGUUGAUGAGAAGGCUUGCUGGAGCCGAUAGGUGCGGUGAUGCCAUAAAGACUUUCAAAAGCAUUGAGAGCUUUGGUGUUAGGAAAGAUACCAUUUCAAUUAAUGCACUAUUAGAUACCUUGUGUAAGGAGAAGAGUGUUAAGCAUGCAAGAGAUGCAUUUUUGGAAUUGAGGGAUGAAGUACAACCUAAUGCUAGUAGUUUUAAUAUUUUGAUUCAUGGAUGGAGUAAAGCACGAAAAAUAGAAGAGGAUAUAAGAAUAAUUGAGGAAAUGAGAGAAUUUGGUUAUACCCCUUGUGUGAUUACAUUCACUUCUCUGGUUGAAGGCUAUUGCUUGGAAAAGAACUUUAGAAUGGCCAGUGCAAUUCUUAAUGAGAUGCGUGGGCAUGGGUGUCAACCCAAUGUUGUCACAUAUACUAUAAUAAUGCAUUCUUUGGCUAAGGCCAAAGAAAUUCAAGAAGCCUUGUUGGUAUUUGAGAUGAUGAAGGAUGCUGGUUGUGCUCCAGAUACCUCAUUCUAUAAUUCUUUGAUUUUUUUAAUGGGGAAGUCAGGAAAAUUGCGAGAUGCGCAUCACAUAUUUGAGUAA